Durio zibethinus is the source of this 3166-nucleotide messenger RNA. The record is from RefSeq and is a predicted model, not a curated record. NCBI's taxonomy places the organism in Eukaryota, Viridiplantae, Streptophyta, Magnoliopsida, Malvales, Malvaceae.
UCAUUUUGUUAUCGUUUUCUUUCAAAACAUUAUUUUAAUUUGGUCGCUGUUCAUCCUGGAACAUCGCCUGAAGUGGUCAUGAUCAUCCAUCAAUAAAAAAAAAAAAAAAACUGUCAGCUGUUCGAAACUGGCAGACAAAAAUUGAUGCUGGCUUAUUUGGUCAUGGUUGAACCAGAGACUUGACUAAUUCCUACUGGGGUCGAGAAUAAGCCGAUCUUAUCUUCCAUCAUUUCCACGACCAGACGGGCCCAGACCCAGAAGCCACGCAAAGGAAACGUUCCUUUUGGGCUUCAAUGAUGCUGAAUAAAAAAUACAGAGACAAGAAUUACUUGAAUUAGAUUUUCAAUCAUUGAAUAGUUUACUGGAAGUUGAUUUAACCAAAACCUAUGUCUCAGUCCACACCUGUCUGGUUUCAGGCGCUUCGUAGGGGCGGCAAAACUUGGAUUCACGCUCUUAUUCAGGAAUGUGGAUGCGUUCAGAUUUUGUCAUUCGAUGAACCCUGCAAACAAGCUCCUAUCACGGGCGAUGAACACACACCACACACACACACACACACACAUAUAUAUAUAUAAAAGAUAAGCUUCCAACUAAACAAACAGAAAUGGGGUCGUAAGAUUAUUCCUUUGAAAAAGAAGGAAAUCAUUUGUUAUUGAACACAAAAUCAGGGUAAAUCUGGAGUCAUCCAGCUUGUACUUUUGCAAGAAUAAUUAUUAAACUAAUGGAGAAUUGUUUUUGUUCGGAGGAAAUUACAAGGAAACGUUUCGAAAAUUUGUUGUAGCCAGCCUAGAGCGUUGCUAUUUCAGUCUAACAAACUCUAAUUUAUCUGGAUUUUUUAUAAUCCUUAAACGCGUUUAUUGUUCCAUUAAUCCCACGAUGCAGCAACCACCAUUGUUCAAAUUCCUUUCUCUAAUCAGCAAAUCAUGAUCUUCUUUAAUGCUUUCACCAUGAAUCAGUUCCUUUUCUGCUUCUUCAUACUGAUUAAUAUUUUCACUUUAUACAUAAAUGCUCAACAAAACUACUCGGGAAACUCAGCUUUGGAUUGCGAUAACAACGAUGAAUCAGGUCUUUCUUCAGCAUUUCUUUACACUUGCAAUGGCCAAGAUCGAUUUUGCCAGGCCUUUCUUAUCUACAAGUCUCAACCUUCUUUCAACUCAGUUCCCAGCAUUUCAGUUCUCACAUCUUCGAACCAGGCAGAGAUUGCUAGCAUCAAUAAUGUAACUGAGUAUGCAAAGUUCCCAACUGGUAAAGAGGUAAUUGUUCCUGUAAAUUGUUUUUGUUUAGGCCAGAAUUAUCAGGCAAACACCACGUUUCACAUCUCAAGCUUCCACGGCACCUAUUAUACUAUAGGGACCGAGGCAUACCAGGGAUUAUCCACAUGUAGUUCCCUUAAACGAGCAAAUCCACAGAGCCAACACAAAUUGGUUCCUGGAAUUGAAUUGAAAGUUCCUCUUCGAUGUGCUUGUCCAACAAGUAAUCAAACUAAGAGUGGAAUAAAGUAUCUGCUGACUUACUCUAUUAGCUCGGAGGAUAAUAUUCCAGAUAUAAGUGAUAGAUUCAAUGUGAGCAGAAAGAGCAUUAAUGAUGCAAACGGUUUGGAAGAGAAACAAACUAUUUUCCCUUCCACAACAAUCCUAAUUCCUUUGCCAUCGUUACCUUCAAGUUCGCAAACCAUGAUUCACAAGGACCAACCACUUGAUUUACCUCCAUUUGAAGAAUAUCACAAAAGCAAUAGAUCAAAGCGGAAAUUGUAUGAAGGAGUCGGAAUCGCAGCAGCUUGUUCUUUGCUCCUUCUUAUCAUCAUCCUGUUCACUGUUUUUAUGUUCAAUAAGAGAAAGGAUGGAGUUCUUCGGAGUAGCAAUGAAAGAAAGAAGAAUUAUGUAUUGCCGGAAGACCUCCGUGCAGAAAUUGCAAGCUUGGACCAAGGUUUAAGAGUGUUUACGUAUGAGGAGAUAAAGAAAGCUACACAAAAUUUCAGUUCCAAGAAUAGAAUAAAGGGUUCUGUCUAUCGCGGUGAUUUUGGUGGGAAGAUCCUGGCUGUUAAAAGAAUGAGACGAGACGUAUCCAAGGAGGUACAAUUGCUGAAGAGUAUCUAUCAUUUCAAUCUGAUAAAGCUUCAGGGUGUCUGUGAAAACUAUGGAUGUUACUAUCUUGUUUUUGAGUAUAUGAAAAAAGGGUCUCUGAGGGAUUGGCUUUUCAAUCAAAGUCCUGAUGAGAUUGGAAGUUGGAAGAGGAGGAUUCAAAUUGCUUUGGAUGUUGCUAAUGGACUUCACUAUCUUCACAGUUUUACCAAACCUGCCUAUAUACAUGGGGAUAUCAAGAGCAGCAAUGUUCUCCUAAACAGUGGUCUAAGGGCCAAAAUCGCGAACUUCAGCCUCGCAAGAGCAGUGGUGAAUGAAACUAGCAGCGAUGCUUUGACAACUCGUGUUUUAGCGACUAGAGGUUAUAUGGCACCUGAGUAUGUAGAGACAGGGCAGGUUACUUCCAAGAUUGACGUCUAUGCUUUUGGAGUUGUGCUAUUGGAACUGAUUACCGGAAAAGAUGCCAUCAUUACCCAAGAUCGAAGACAAAUACUGCUAUCAGCAGCCAUUGUUUCCAUCAUGGAAAAAGAGAAUGCAGAAGCUGAGCUCGAUUCCUUUAUUGAUCCUAGGCUAAAAUGUGAUGAUCAGACAGAAUUCGCCCUACGGAUGGCUCAGUUAAGUGUAGCCUGCUUGACAGAAGAACCAACAAAGAGACCAAGCAUGGAGGAAGUAGUGUCAGUUCUUUCCAAAAUUCGAGCAGAUGUACUUAAAUAGGUACCAUUGUAAGUUUAUUCUAUGCAGUAUACAGUGCUAAAAUGUUGUCCUUUCGUAGAUUCUGAUCAAUUUUAGAAGUCUAAUCUAAAUGCGGAGUGGGAACUAACUUGAGAAGUACAGGAAUUUCUUGGAAAACAAGCAAUAAUAAAUGCCUUAUCACCAUGCUACGCAAUAGGUUUCAUAUGUUAAAUCCUAUUACUUCUUAUAUAAUAGAAUAGUACUGCAUUCUCCAUUCUUGUAUUUCACAAACCGAAUAUGUACCUUCUACAGUAAACUAGCAUAGUUGAAAUUAUUCUCAUUUUAAGAUUAAAUCUAUUGAUAAAAAUUUUUAUUGCAAUUAUACAUGAAAUGGAUUUUCUUUUAAAAUAAAAUUG